Messenger RNA from Caenorhabditis auriculariae, 7276 nucleotides. Lineage: Eukaryota; Metazoa; Nematoda; Chromadorea; Rhabditida; Rhabditidae. The record is from the annotation of a GenBank genome assembly.
AUGCGUUCUUUCGUGCUGUUCUCGUUUUUGGUGCUGCUUUCCUCUGCCAUUGCAGAGUACGGUACGAGAUUUUGCUUUAAACAAAUGACAUUCAAGUUAUCUAAACUUGCACGAGCGCUUCCUUCCAAACAGUUAUUAAGAUAAAGUUUUCAAAACUAAAAUUACAUGUCGUUAAUUCCUACAAAAUAAUGGAAAUGAUUGACGUAUUGCUUGUUUGAAUCUUUUCCUCGUAAUAGUUUUGAUUCAACAAUGAAUACUCAUUUUUCGGAAAUACGUCUAUUUUAAUUAAAAGGCAAAAAAGAAAAAGAAAUUUAGUAGAAUCUUUGAACAAUUUUUUUCUCAGAAUAUUUUGGAAGUUUUGGGGUUUUUGCAAUAGAAAACAACGGAUAAACUUAUUCCUGCGAAUUUCAGAUUUUGAUUACGAUGGUUCUGGGCUUGCAGAAAACUACGGUGACAAAGUGAGUCUUUUUCCACAAGGAACACCAAAGCGCUUUCAUAAUGACAUUAAGCGAUUCCCAAACUAUAGCGCGUAAUUCGUUUUGGCAAGAAAUUUAGCUUCUCAACUAUUGCUGAUACGUCGCUGGUUUAAGACUAUGUAUCAAAAGUUUCCUCUGAAAGUAUAACUUAUUUUGUGCAAUAAAAGAAAGUAUUGAAUGUAUUCUCCGGUUGGUCAUAGCUUCAAGAAAAUACAAUUUAAAAAAAGUUUUGCUCACGUUUGGAAGUCUUCAAUCAAAAAAACUUUCAGUUCUCGAACUACCUCCAAGACAAAGAUGUACCACCUAUGCAAAAAAAAGAGAAGGUUCUUGCUCUUAUGAUCAGGAUUUUUCCUGCGCUGCGGGUAAUUUAUUCACCUUUUUCGUUGACAUGAAGAGCUUUGCUCAGGUCCGAAUGUUGGAAAUGAUCGACCUCCAAGUGGAACAAGCUGUUUAUUUGGGAAAUUUGCUGCAGAAAGCGAUGACCGACAUCGGACCUUUUGUGAGGGUUCGGUGCAUUUGCUCAUUUCAUCCAAUUUUUCCAGGCUGAGAAAGUCUUUGCCACAGCUGUCCAAACUGUUUUGAUUCCUCGCAACACCACUGAUCAAGAGAUUCAAGAAGAGAACAUGGUUUUUUUCGAUUCUCGUCUACUUUUCACUCGAAAAAAUCUUUUUUUAGAGAAUCGCUCAUUUUCUUCUGCCACGGAAACAACAACGCGCUUUGAAAUUGUUUUACGACACCUAUUCGGUAUACUUUGAUAUUAUAAUAUUAAUCAAGAAAGUUUUUUAGCAAGAAAUCGACUCAAUGCUGCAAGACCUCACUUGGCGCAAAGUUUGAAUUUUUCGGAUGUUUGGAAUCUUCUUUUUUCAUGUUUUGCACAUCUUCCGAUAAAAUUUUUUUCGAGUAUUGCUUUGUAGAGAAUUCCAUUUUUUUUACUAAAGUUUGCAAAGAUUCAAGACACGGAGCAUAAAAUUUUCUGAGAAACCGCUGUUCCGGAAAAAUCACGCUCAAAAACAUAAGUUCGCAACACAUUGUUCUUGAUUUUCCUGACUCCUCCAACCGUGAACGCGUAUAUUUUUUUCAGCACUCAAAACUGAGUCGUUAGUUCCAUUGUAUUUAAUAUUUCUACGAUUUCUCAAUUUUUUUGAUCAGUUUUUUUGUGAAGUUUGUUCUCUUUUUCCACACAUUCAAGGAACAUAAGUUUGUCGAAUAAACUGUCAAGAAGUAACGAAGACUUCAGCUUUCAGUCAAGUUUCUCCACGUGUGACGACCGGUGACAAGAGGUUCGACAACCUCAUAAUUGUAACAAACAUCCACAACUUCACGGCAUUUCUCUGCUCUUUUCUUUCUAAUAUUUUCUCUAUUUUGAACUUUCGUCUAUUCUGCGGAAAAAAAAAACGAUUCAUCAAUUCUUCAAGAAGUACGUCUUUUCCAUCUGGAUUGAUCAAAAUCUGUAUUUUUGAUUCCAGGAAAAUCAAUGAAACGAUGCUGCUAGAAAGUAGGUAAGGAUAUGGUCUGGAACACUGAAAAAGGCUAAGGUUGUAUCACAGGAAUUUUUGUUGAAAUAUUCAAUGAACGGAGGUUUUAUGAACUUUUUCUCUUUUCAAUCACGAUUCCUGACAUCUCAAAGUUUGAAAAUCAAUCGAAAGCUCAAAGUAGGAAAAGCAGAAAGCUUCGAGACUCGAAAAUUGGCAUUUUGGAGAAAAGAGAAUUGUUUCCCACGAGGAAUGUUGACUAAGCGGUUGCCAAGACAAGGUGGCCGUGUCCUGAGGGAUUAUUUACGGGGUGUCGCCAAUUUGUUGGCAGAGAGGUGCGCGAGUUAAUUGCGGUAGGCCGACGACAAGAAAAAAAAAACAAAUUUUGCAAAAGUGCCUCUUUUCGACGCCGAUUUGGGUCGCUUUUAAAUGAUUUUCGCGCUUCCGACGUCUCGAUUAGUUAUGCACGCGCAUCGGUGGGCUCGACACUAAAAAGCGAAGAAACGGAGAGCUUGCGGGAAUAGGAGAUUUCUAUCUGCGCCCUGUUCGAAGCCUAACUUUCUGCUAACUAUUCCUGUUGACGGCAUGCUUACUACCGGUCCCACCACGUUCUUUAGAACCGUCCGUCAGUCUUUCCGCAGGUUCAAAUGUUCAAAACUUAAUAAGAAAAACAAAAAUUAGCUUGUCGUUUUCUGAAAAAGCAGAAAUUUUUUUGUUGUAAACCUGAGUGUAUGAUAUACUCUCAGAAGAUUUCAUUAGGUGUUUUUCUUUAAAAAUAGCUGAACAUUGCCUGCGCUAUAUAUUUUUGCUCAAACUCUCUUUUUUGAACUGAUUCGAAAUUGAAAUUGCAAAAAGCUAGAUUCUCAGAUCGAAAAUUGUGUUUCUUGACUUCAGUUUUUUCUGCUCAUAAAACAGAAGAAAAGCUCGAAAUCGUAAGAAUUUGUAAACUCUAUUUGAGGAGUGUUUAUUUUGCAAAAGUCCAUGUCCUCCAGCCAAAAUCUAGCAACACGAGAAGGGAAUAAAUUCUAACGUUCUCGCCAAUUUUUUUUCAGCUUAAACUAAAGUUUGUACUUUUUCAUGUUCGUGAAUACUGGAUUUAGGAGAAGAAACUCUCGGAAACGAGGAAUGUCUCAUCACGUUGAGGACCCGGGUUCCACCGUUAACCUUGAGGUGGGUUUUCGUGACAUUUCUUAUGCAAGUAAGCCUGAAUUCGUGAACUUUCUCAGAAUCGGCAUUCUCUUUCGACUUGGAAGUCAAAAUUAGAGUUUUUUUCGGUUUUUCUGAUUAAAAAAAGAUAACACAAGGUAGUUACAGUGAUUGGCCAUAACUGAAGAGUAUGAAAAUGGAAUCUCACAACUACGUUACCGAUAUUCGAAAACGCGAAAAAAAAUUGAGAAUUGGCAAUGAAGUUUGAGCGUAUACAUUUACAUAUACAUUUAUUUUUUUAACUUAGAGAAACUUUGAAUACUAGAAAAAACAGUCGCUAGUGAUCUCCGUUGAAAGUAUUGAAUUUGUUUUUUUAAUUUAGUCAGUUCAAAAACUUUACUAACAAAUACUCAUCUUAUUAAUACCAAUGCUUCUCCACAGAAAGAUUGAAAACUCUAUAAAGCAACAUUUUGCAUAUUUUUGACUGUUUCAAUGGCAGUUGAGAACCCUGGUUCCGCCGUUCAAAAUACGAAAGGUAAGAACUUCUUGGCCGAGAAGCUUUUUAGUCGAGUUUUACCGGAUCCAAAAGGAACCCAACGGAGCAAAUGCGUGCCUUUUGAUUUAUCUCCAAGCAUCUUAUCGCACUUGUCAUUUGUUGUAAUUUCGCAGUGAGUGACUUCCACCGACGUUUUCCCGUCACUGAAACCCCAGCUAUUUCUUUUUAACUUCCAAGUCUCUGAUGGAUGAUUUAAUCACCGAUUGUUCAGUGUUUUGUUCAUCUUUAAAAACUAAUCAUCAGAGGAAAGAACACGCCCCGUUCUCAGGAUGCGACGCUUAUUGAGCCGACAUUCAAUGAAGUUUUCAUUGUUCUGGCGAGCAGCAUAUGUUUACAAAAGAAAUUUGUUAUUUCUUUGCGGUUUUAUUAGUUCUUCUGCCCGAUUUCCUCUCAAUGAUUCUCAUUCCCCAUAAUUAUGAACGGAUAGACAGCAUUAAAAUAACGCUUUAUCAAGCAUCCGAACUUCCCUCAGCCUAUUUUAUGUAACUUCUGAAAAAAAAUUUUUGCGGAAUCUUCGGAAAUGUUUCAUUUUUUAAACUAAUUUGAUAUUCAAUCUAUGAAAUCAUUUUAAAACUGACAUUAUAAGAGUGAAUCCAAUUUCUAUAAGUCAUUGCUAAAAUUUUAUCUCUUUGAAAAUAUGAGAAAAAAAUAUAUAAAAUUUAUGCUAACCGUUCAUAUUUUUUUAUUUUUUUAAAUCUUCAAUUUCCUGUAGAGAAAAAAAAACAAAAAACUUGUGGACUUCUUCAACAACUUCUUCAUCAUUAUCCCCGAAAUCUUGCAUAUUUUGUAGUAAUAUGGUAGCUCUGUUUGUAAUUCACUUUUUGGCGUUCACAACUUGAAUUCUUCUCUCCUCUUCCACAUUUCGAGUAACUUUUGCAAUUUUGUCUCCUUCAACUGUCAGUGAAACCAGUAUGAUGCACAAGCCAAGCGUCGCUUCGAUGCACAAAAUGAGCGCCUCGGACCGUCGUCAACGUCUGAUGCGACGAAUCCACACGCUGCAGUCAGAAGAAACGGCCAGCUACGACUUGGAGUCGCGAAGGAGCAGCUCUUCUUCUGUCAGAAUGGAGACGCCCCCACAAAUGCCCAUAAACCCAAAGUUGCUUUUUGUCCCGGAUGUUCACGUAUUAGGGCUUGAUCGAGGCGAAGAACCACCUCACAAGCGUGUAAGUUGCCGUCUCAGCGUAAAUGUCUAUUUUGUUUCAAUCUGGAUAAUCAUUUAUCUAAAAUUAAAAAAUCGGAUUAACAAAGACUUUCUUUGUUUUUCAUUUGAAGAUCCUCAAAAAAAUUGAGAGUUGAGGAUGGUCAAUAAAAAUUUUUUUGUAAUAUUUUUUUAUUAAAUUUUUUUGAUGGAACUUUUUCAGGAUGCAAUCGAAAAGAUUCCGAUGCGAGCUCGGUCUCAAAGUUGGUUGAUCAGGACCAGACAUCUACUUCACGAAGAGAGAGUAAUUUUUUUUGAGUAGCUUUUGAAUAUUUCCUCAUAAUAUUUUUCAGGAGCCGCCACCGUUAAUUUCUCAUAUGAUGUUCGCUUUUUCACUUGUACUCAUUGUGCUCUCGUUCCCCUGGUGCUUGUUCUUCUGCGUCAAAAUAAUCAAGUUUGCUCACACUCUUGGAAGCUUAAAUGUGCAUUGACGGAAAAAGCAUCAAUUGAAGGAAACGAAAUUGUUUUAUGAAAGGAAAUUGUUUCAGGGAAUAUCAACGAGCGGUGGUUUUCCGGUUGGGAAGAUUAAUUCGCGGCGGCACCAAAGGACCAGGACUUUUCAUCGUACUUCCUUGCAUUGAUACUUAUAAAAUAGUUGAAUAUCAAGGUAGAAAUUUUUGAAACAGAUUAUUUCAGGUUGAUCUACGAGUUCUUUCCUUUGACGUUCCACCUCAAGAAAUCCUCAGCCGAGACUCAGUCACAGUGUCUGUGGAGGCUGUUAUAUACUUUCGCGUAUCAAAUCCGGUAAGCCACAAAACAAUGGAAAAAAUUUUGGAUAAAGCUAACUUAUUUUACCACGCUGUUUCAAUUAUCAUGAAGUUAUCAUUUCAAUUUUUUUUUCGUCUCUCGAAGUUAAGGAAUAUAGUUUAUUUUUUCUUACUUGGAAAGGGAAAAGGGUAGAUUGGCAUCGGUAUUGCUUUACGUAUGCAUCGCGGCAUUUGGCGGGACACACUCAUGGGAAAAAGUAUAGAAAAAAAUUAAAGUUUGUAAAAAUUAUUUAGAAACUGUCAAAAAUUAAGAAUAAACGCUAGUUCGCAUUUAACCUCGACGUCUUUGCCAAAAAGCCGCGACGCGUACGCAACGCUUUACACUUACAAAUCUACUCGUAUUUUUCUAGCGUGAAUGAUUGACUAGAUUACAGUGGAAGCUUUUUUCUUGCUUCGAUUGGAAUUCCAUUUUCAGGUGAUAUCUGUUACGAAUGUGAACGACGCGCAGUUCAGCACGCGACUGUUAGCUCAGACGACAUUGAGAAACGUAUUGGGUACAAAAACUCUAAGUGAAAUGCUCAGCGAACGCGAUGCGAUAGCAACGGUCAGAAAGAGAGUCAGAUUUCGAAGCAGUUUCAAGAAUUUUCAGAUAACUGAGAAAGUCUUGGACGAAGGAACCGAUCCUUGGGGUGUGAAAGUCGAAAGAGUGGAGAUCAAAGACAUUCGGCUGCCUCACAUGCUGAUGCGCAGUAUGGCAGCCGAGGCAGAAGCCGUUCGGAACGCCCGGGCUGCCGUUAUUGCGGCCCAAGGAGAAAAAGACGCCAGCAAGUCAGUUCCUUCAAUUCCGUCUUCCAAUUUGAAUUGACAGCACCUUGUCAAAAUAUCAUUUUUCAAUGAAACAUAUUAAAAAAAGUUGGAAUAAUCAAAAGUUUCAAACUAGUUCAUCAACAUGUUCUUCAUUAGGAAAAGUGAAAGCCAGAAAGAAACAAAGCGUUUUGUGACGCCUCGAUGCUGAAAAAAAUACUCGAGAUUUUUAAAAGCUCAUCCAAGAAGUGCCAGACUUCUUUAAGAUUUUCAAAAAAAAUUUAUAAUUUUUUCUAAUAUUUUACGAUUUCAGCUUUUCCAACCAAGCAAAAAGGUUGUAACUAAACAGCAUGAAAUUAUUUUUGGCUAGAAACCACACCUCUGAAAAGCAAAAUUCCGAGAGAGGUCUUUAUUCAAUUAUUCAGAGAGUCGUCUUGUGAUCCUAACUCAGUUGAAAAGAAGGACGCGAACUAAACUUAUCGAAAAAAUUUUUUGAGAUUUUCCAUUUUCCAAAUUCCUCAAUAAAAAGUUUCUCGUCUGUACUGAAAAAUUUUUUUCACGGUCAAACACUUGAUAGAAAAUCACCUUUUACCUUUUUGUAUGUUUUCCUUCACAGUAGAAAAGCGCAACUUUGAAGCUUUUUGUUGAGUUAACCUCCAACCCAAGUCCACCAAGUUUUUUUUUUUUCAGAUGUCUUCAAAAUGCUGCAGACACUAUUUGCAACAACAGAAUGUCCAUACAACUGCGAUAUCUGCAAACUUUGACGCAUGUUGCUAUGGAAAGGUAACUUCAAUCCAGUCCAACCCCAGUUCGUUUUGUUUUUUUCCAGAAACAACACGAUAGUUCUGCCAUAUCCGAUGGAAAUAGCCAAAACGCUGGCGACGAAAUAUUCUGGAGGUCGCUAUAAACCUUUGUAA